AUGUCACUUCCCCCUCAAACGCUCAAGGGCAAGGUUGCCAUUGUCACAGGAGCAUCACGAGGAAUUGGAGCCGUAAUAGCCCUUGACCUGGCAAAGCGUGGAUCAGAUGUGUGCGUGACUUAUAUGUCCGAGUCUUCCAAAUCUAAAUGUGAAGAUCUUGCUGCUGAGGUGUCGAAGUUGUUGAAUGGCACGAAACUGGUAUAUUUCCGGGCUGAUGCCUCGCAAGAAGAAUCAGCUGAACAGGUCGUCGAAAUAACCACCAAAUCCUUUGGAAACCACAUUGACAUCUUGGUCAACAAUGCUGCAAUAGAGAUUGAUCGUCCAAUCACCAAAACCACAAAAGAGGACUUCGACAAAGUCUACCAUACGAAUGUGCUCGGACCUCUGUUACUUACCAAAGCUGUGAUACCUCAUCUGCGAACACCAGGUCGCAUCAUCAACAUCUCGUCCGUGGGCGCUCGCACAGGAUAUAAGAAUCUGGCACUCUACGCGUCCAGCAAGGCAGCACUCGAAGGCCUCACACGAAGUUUUGCAGCAGAACUCGGAGACAAAGGCACAACUGUCAAUGCUGUGGCACCUGGGCCUGUACAGUCAGACAUGUUGAACCAGAUUCCGGAUGAGAUCAAGAUUCCUCAGAGACAAGCAACCGCGGUGCAGAAGCGCUUUGGGGAGCCACAAGAGAUCGCAAAUGCUGUUGCAUAUCUUGCUGGACCUGAUGCAUCAUGGGUGUCUGGUCAAGUGCUGAACCUGAGUGGCGGUUGGACAAUGUACUGA
Messenger RNA from Lithohypha guttulata, 774 nucleotides. RefSeq lists its product as uncharacterized. Bases 1 to 774 code for a protein of 257 amino acids. The transcript has a single exon. The record is from RefSeq and is a predicted model, not a curated record. Lineage: Eukaryota; Fungi; Ascomycota; Eurotiomycetes; Chaetothyriales; Trichomeriaceae. Gene Ontology annotation, molecular function: oxidoreductase activity.